AUGAAAUGAUGACCCGACCCGACCCUUUUCACAUGAUUCUAAAACCCGCUUUAAACCUCCCCCUCUCUCUCUCUCUCUCCAAUUCCUCUCCUCUCUCGCCACCUCCGACGGCCGCAGAUUAACAGAGCGUUUGAAGGAACGAAAUCAUGUUAAAACGGGGGAAAUCAUCGGUUUUAACUGUCGCUGAGAAAUGCAAGACUGUAUUGGCUUCCAAUUGGCAGGGUAAGCUCAAUACCGUCAAAGCCGAUUCCCACGAUAGCAAGGAGGAGAUUUACACUUCAAGAGUGAAGUAUUUUGUGAGGAAAGGAAGGCCGUAUAUUUGGGUGCCUGAGAAGGAGCUGCAUAAUGUGAAUACUAUUAUUGAUGAACGUGGCUCGUUUGCUGUGAGUAGCCCCUUUCCAGGGCCACUUGCGAGCAUACUGAAAUCAAUUAAAAAGCUUCCAGCUCGGGUUGCUCUAAUUGGUGAUGCUGUCCUCGUUGAAGAGGAAAAGGCUAAGUUAGCAGCUGAAUACCUUAAGAAAAUCCUGUUAGCAGACCAGAAGGCUGUUGAGGAGUUAAGCUAUUCAGUUUCUGAAAUAUUGAACUCAUCUCAUCUUGGUUCUACUUCCCGAAUUGCAAAUCUCCAGGAAUUAUUCCAAGGUGAUACACAAUACAAUCUGUACAAGUUCAACGUAAGGUCGUGCAUGUAUGUUGACACCAAUGCGAAAGUUCAUGAAGUAAGUCUUGAAGAUAUUGAAAAGUCGAAGGCAGAUUGUUUAGCUCAAUUUUCGAUGAGCCUCAUUGAUGGAAUUAAUCGAAGUGAGACAAGGCGUCGAGCUCUUAUUCUUUUCUGCAUCACUUUCCUAAAUGAAAAUGCGAAGGACGCUUUUAUUCUAUCAGUAGAUAUGAAGGGUAUCGAUGUGCUCGCCAAGGUUAUUGGUUCUGUGAGGGAUGACGGGUCUCGUGAAUAUCAGUGGAAGGAGUUGAGAUUCGCAUUCAAAGAUGCGGCAUCUGAUGCUGAGACAUUCUGUCAACGGCUGCUUGAAAUGGAAGAGGAAGCCCUGAAGAAAAUCUCAAGCGUCGCUGGUAUAUGAGCAUACAAGCAUGCGAAUGCUAAUAUGAUUUUUGAUCUAGAAUGAAAGUAGAAGCAAAAGGAGUCAUGAAUCAUGAUUUUGUUCGUCCCACCGGUGAAGAUGGGGGCCCGACGAGCUUAUUCAACCGGUUGCAUCAACAACUUCUUGAGAGGUGAGAUGUGUAUAUUUGUCUAUCUGUUGAAUUUGCACCAGUUCUUUCUGAACAUUUUAAUACAGUGAUGAAUUUCGAAAGGAAGAACUGAAGAGUAAAGAAAACUUGUGAAUUAUUGUGGUCACAAAGAAAAAU
Molecule: messenger RNA, 1359 nt
Organism: Salvia miltiorrhiza (redroot sage)
Lineage: Eukaryota; Viridiplantae; Streptophyta; Magnoliopsida; Lamiales; Lamiaceae
Exons: 9
Coding region: 147-1073 (308 amino acids)
Source: RefSeq, a predicted model, not a curated record